Molecule: messenger RNA, 2304 nt
Organism: Drosophila elegans
Lineage: Eukaryota; Metazoa; Arthropoda; Insecta; Diptera; Drosophilidae
Gene: mol
Product: dual oxidase maturation factor 1
Exons: 8
Coding region: 285-1715 (476 amino acids)
Biological process (GO): protein transport
Cellular component (GO): endoplasmic reticulum membrane
Source: RefSeq, a predicted model, not a curated record
CGACAAGCUCUCAAAACGGACGCAGAUUGUAAGUCAACGCCGCGCAUGCCCAAUUUAAUCAGUGGCAACAACAACGACGGUCGGCGGCGAAGACGAAAUCGAAUGAUUUGGCUUAACAGCUAUCUCGAAGCUAUAAAUUGGACACCAAAAUUGGAUUAAGCAAAAAAAAAUAAAUAAUAAAAAAAAACACAAGUGAACACGAAAAGUUAAUAACAAUUAUUUGUAUGCCGGUUUCUUCUUGACAAGUUUGAUCCCAAGCCCCGACCUCAGCAACAGCAACCAGCAUGAAAGGCUGGUUCGACGCGUUUCGAGACGAUGGGGGACCAACGCUAUAUUCCUUCUCAAACCGAACACCCGUCACCGGAGAUGUUUCAAUUGUGGCCGUCUCCGUACUAUUUGCCACAUUUUACGUGGCAUUUUUAGUCAUUUUUCCGGGUGUACGAAAACAGAAGUUCACAACGUUUUCGACAGUCACACUGAGCCUCUUUGUGGGUCUAGUCAUACUAAUCACCCGCCUGGGAUCCGCGUGGCAUGUGGCACAUGCAACCAUCAUCGCGCCGUACAAAGCCUUCUCACGCGAGAAGCUCCCAGCGCGCAUCGGCACCCACAUUGGCCUCAUGCAUGUCAAUGUGACGCUGACGGCGAUUCCCAUUGGAAACUGGACCCCACCGGACAUUGACUACAAUGAGCGAUUCACCUGGGAAGGGGCCAACGACAUGAGUGCCAACUAUCGGCAUGCCCUGCAGCGAGGCCUUCCCUUUCCCAUCCUGACCGUGGCCGAGUACUUUAGCCUGGGCCGCGAGGGAUUCUCGUGGGGCGGACAGUAUCGGGCCGCAGGAUACUUUGCGAGCAUUAUGCUCUGGGCCUCGCUGGCCUCGUGGCUGCUGAUGAACCUGCUGCUGCUGGCAGUUCCUCGAUACGGCGCCUAUAUGAAGGCUCUGACCGGUGCCCUGCUCGUCUGCACCACGGUGGGCUAUCAUUGCCUUCUGCCAAAGCGACCUUUGUGCAUUUACCUCGAGGGCGGACGACUGGAGUUCCAUUUCGGUUGGUGCUACUGGCUGGUUUUGGUGGCAGGCAUUCUUUGCUUUAUUGCGGGUGUUCUGAUAUCCAUAAUUGACCUGGUUUGGCCGCACACCUUCUCCACGGUGCUGGAGGUUUACUACGGCACGCCCUAUGAUCGCCAUGUGAUCCUGGAGGAGUCCAGUGAUGUGCGCUACCGCAAGCCGCGCAACAGUCGCAGCUUGGAGGAUCCACCUGGACUGGGGUCACGCAUCCUGCGUCGCCUCAGCUCAAAGGCCCGGGACAUGCAACCCGGCACGGCACCGCGACGCGAUAGUCCUGCAGGAGUGUCCAGCAGUGGCGGAGUAGAGAACAAGGCAUUCCAAUCGGAUGCUCCGAAGAGUCCUUGGCGAUAUCCCUUCCGAAGGUCGCAACAACUCACGCAGCAGCAGCAGCAGCACUCGCAUCCGCUGCAUCAGCACCCCUUGCAGCAGCAUCAUCAGCACCACCAGCACCAUCACCAGCAGCAGUUGCAGUUUGUGGGUGGACCGGUGGUGCAGCACCCCAUGCACCAUAUGCAGCGCACCAUGUCGCAGGACUCUGGAUCCAGUAUUGCCUCGGCAGCCGUGCAAAUCUCACCGCUGCACAAGCAUGCCUUGGCGCGGAUGUUGCCAAAUCCCCCAGUGGAGCGUAUUCGUGACAUGGAUCACUGGUGAUUGCCAUUGGACAAACCAUAAAAAUCUACCAUUUUUAUUGGGCUUGAUUAAUUCUUGACUUAUUGGACAAAAUUAGAAAAAAAAAACAAAACUUUAUAACAAAACCAUUUGUGAUAAUUUCUUAAACUUAAACAAAACCAAUUCAAGACAACAUAGGAUGAGCAUAUUUAAUAAUUGACAAGAUCACAUACUUUUACCUUAAUGAUUUAAAAAAACGAAAUCGAUGUUAAAUUUAACUAUAACUUUAAUUAAAUUAUUUUAAAUGUUAAGCUAACCUUUUAAUCACGAAUCAAAUCAAAUUUUAGUUUACAUGUGUUUUAAGUGAUGUUCAUUUGUGAUAAGACAAUCCUGCCACACGCGCACACAGAAAAAGAUACACAUUAAUAAGUAAGAUGAAUAAGGGAGCGUGAGUUAUGACAAAAAGCCGAUGUUUAGUUUAAUGAGUAAUUUAUUAUUUGUAAUAUGAAUUCAAUGCCAGUGUCUAUAACGAAUAAGUCGAAAAGAAAUAUCUAAAAUCUCUGUAAGUGUAAUGUUUAAGCUUGACAAUGUUAAAAACGAUUAGAUUGGAAAAAAUAUGACGUACUAAGGA